Magallana angulata is the source of this 3629-nucleotide messenger RNA. Its product is annotated as beta-1,3-galactosyltransferase 5-like. Gene Ontology annotation, cellular component: membrane. Bases 221 to 1456 code for a protein of 411 amino acids. Lineage: Eukaryota; Metazoa; Mollusca; Bivalvia; Ostreida; Ostreidae. The record is from RefSeq and is a predicted model, not a curated record. The transcript is spliced from 2 exons. Gene Ontology annotation, molecular function: N-acetyl-beta-D-glucosaminide beta-(1,3)-galactosyltransferase activity.
GUUCAACCAAUCGAAAUAUUCCAAAUCUGGAGGCGAGUCAAUCCUUGACCUUGGACACACACACAAAGAAAAUGGCGACUGGAUAGUUUGUUGAAUGAGAUUAAGUGGAACAUAGAGCCGUUCUCUUUUAGACGGACUUGGCAACAGUUUUAUCGAGACCGCCAAGUGACCUUAAAAGACAUGAAAAGAUGUUGUUGGCCAUCAAUUGAGGUGUUUGAGCAUGAGUUUGUCCCGCUUGCGCCAGCUCCUAUGCAGGGGUCAGCACAAUGCACAGAAGGACAAAGAGAAUGAUGUUGUUUUGAACAAUCCAGAGGAGAAAGUGGAAUGGUCCCGAUAUCUAGUGAAACUUGAAGUUGAGACCGUAAUGCGACAGCGCCGUUUAUCUUCAAAAGUUCUACUUAAAACUAGCGUUACCACUGUUCUUUUGAUAUGUUUGUUGUUCCUAAUUUUGUAUACCAUAGCCCUGGUGUUCUUUACACCAGUUGUUCCAAUGGACUACAAUGAUUGGAGAGGACGUCACAGAUUAAAACUCAUUUCUAAAAUCAAGGGAGGAAAUGGAAGUCACAGAAUUUUGGAUGAAAUUGCCAAAACUGUGAUAUGGAAUGUAUCCGAGUCUAUUAAUGUACAUUUACCAGAGCCCCAUUGUGAGAAAAGACUGGUUAUAUUGAUUCUCAUCAGUUCAGCAGUGCAGCAUUUUCAACAGAGAAAUGCUAUUAGAAACUCAUGGUGUAAAACAGAUCUGAACAACAAGUAUUCAUGGCAAUGUGUAUUUCUUUUAGGACAGCCAGAGAAUUCAUGGAACUCAUUUGAUAUGACACAAAAAUUGCAAAAAGAAAAGGAAAGAUAUAACGACAUUUUACAAGGCAGCUACACUGAUACAUACAGGAAUCUCACAUUGAAAGUCAUGCAUGGAUUCUCAUGGGCUACUCAUCGUUGUCCUGCAAAAUUUGUGUUGAAGACUGAUGACGAUUGUUUUGUGAACACUCAUUUAUUGUACGAUUUAAUCCUUCAUCAUCAAGAUGUGAAUAAUCUUUAUAUUGGAAGUGUUUCCAGAGAUGCUGAAAAGAAGAAAGUGAUACGUAAUAUUAACAACAGGUGGCAUGUGUUAGAAACAGAUUACAAACAUGAAUACUACCCAUCAUAUGCAAGUGGGGCUGGCUAUCUCAUGUCAUGGGACACCGUAGAAAAAAUUGUAUCAAUCAGUCCAUACAUUAAACCCAUUCCCAUAGAGGAUGCCUAUAUAGGAAUCCUGGCUCAAGCUAAAGACAUCUUUCCUUCCAAUUCUGCAAGAUUUGUUCUGAUGAGUGAUGGUUGGACUCUUUGUAACUAUGCUUACCUAGUGGUCAUACACCAAGUGGACUAUCACCAGCAAGAAAAACUGACAAGACAAUCUGUGCGGGCCACAGAGACUUGCAGAGGGGGGCGGUCCCAGGGGGAGAUGUACACCUGGAAUUAGAUAGCCUCAAAAAAGUUACAAUAAUAAUAAUACCUAUGUGUUCACCCUAUGGUUUGAGGCAAAAUUCAGCCCAACUAUUUUUUUUCUGCAAUUCCUUAGAUUUUUAAGCUUUAGAUGUUCAGUCUAAGAUUGUUAAAAAAAAACCCAUGAACUUUGAUUGGCAUAUCCCCAAGUCUUUUGAAUUACAUAUACCCAGGUAUUUGUGCAAAGUUUGGCCAUUUUGAAUAAUUACAAAACUGAAAGCUAAAGUAAAACAUCUUUCAAUUCAAAUUGAUUUGAAAUUUUGAAUUUUUUUCCCUUCAAAAGCAGUAGCAUUUUGUAAAUUUUUUAAAUGAAUGCAAUAUCACUAAUGUAGCUGUUAUCAGUUUAUAUACCGGUAGGUUUUUCAAACAUAUCUUUCAACUAUUAUGGGGACCCCAGAUCUUUUUCAAACUUUCGUUCAAAGUAAGUUUAUUUUCUCUUUAAAAGCAACUUCUAAGUUUAACGUGUAAAUGAAACACUGCUUUUGAUGAACGUCAUACCAUUCAAAUUUCAUGUUUGUUCAUCAUGCAUUUACAAACCAUGAAUCCUUCAUCAUACCAUGUCAGUGAGUCAUGUUUUAAAAAGUCAUUGUUUGGUAUAAUUGUUAGUGUGGUUUGGAAGAAGUAAAUGUCCAUUAAAUCUAGUCGUGUAGUAUGUACAAGUGGGUGAAGGUUACUGUAAACAGCUGUCUGUGCAUGCAUGUUAACUCUCGAUGUCAAGGUUGACCUAGUUCUGUUGGCAUAAUGAAAUUUUAUCUUGCAAUUUACAGAUUUUAAAAAAAAUUAAUAAUUUUUGAAAUAAUGAUAAAAUACUUAUAGAUAGUGGAACACACAGUUACGAUACUCUUGGUUUAAAGUUUUGAUGCAUGGUGUUGGGGAGAUUUGUUUUUGGUUUUAUAACUUCUGAAUGUAUAGGGCAUUUUUUCCAUUUUACAUCUCAUUGUCUCAUUGAAAUGACUUUCCUCUCAAUAUCAUUGUGUAAGUGCUAUAGUUUUGACUGACUGCAUGCUGAUUUGAUAGUUCUGUUGGGAUGACUGUGUUUUGUUUAGAGUCAUUGCAUAUUAUUGCAUACAAACAUAUAAACUGUAUGCCAUCUGAAUAAUUAAUUUCCCAUUUCAAUUGUCUCUGUUACACAGUAGUAGUGACAUUGAAUUUACCUGUCGGAUUCUCAGUUUAGGUGGCAAAGUUAAAUGUUUAGCAUUAGACCAGAAUAAGAAAUUGGACACAAAUGAGAUUAAUGCUUUUUCAAGAGGUUUACCAGGUCUAAGUGCACUUUUUGGCAGGUUGAAGAGAUUGUUUAUUAAGCAAUUUAAACUUGACCUAGUUAGUCUGAAGCCGGAUUUGGAAGGUUUCCAACAGACCGUGUCAUGAUAUUGUAUAAGCUCAUCAGUUCAAGCAUCCUGCAUAAUGAACCUUUAAUGUGUUUACAUUUCUGGUGCACAAUUACACACAUUUGAGAUUACUUUUCUGUAUCCAGAAUCUCGGUUUUCUAGUAUUAUUACUGUUUUUCGGUAACAAUAGAAAGGAAUAACUUUUCUUAGUACUCAACAGUUUUUGAUUUUCUUUCUCAAAACUUACAAAUCUUAUUACAUAGCUGUUAGUGUUGAAUACUCAAAUUCACUCAUACUCGAGGCUAUAAUCAUCAACUAUUUGUCCAAAAGGUUUACAAGUAUAAAGUUUCAAUAUUUGACAUGAAGGAAAUAAUCUCCACUAAAGGAAGCAAGGGUUUGUGGUAUGGAGAUGACAUGGAAAAUUAUUUGUUAUUUCAUAAGUCAUUGUACAGUAAUAAAUUUGUACAUAUAAAUACUAGUACAUCCAUAAUAUUUAUCAUACAGUUUUUUCCCAGCCUAACCCAAUCAUGUGUAACAUCUGAAACCAAUAGGAUAUUAAUGACAUAAUAUCAAUCCAUGUAAAGAUCUGGUUGUACAAUGUUUUUUGACUGCUUUUAUUUUGGUUUUGAAAUAUUAUCAGGAGCUUUUUUGAGUACAGCAUGUGUGCUAGAAACCUUAGCAGAUUGAAGAACUGUUGAGAUUUACUUGUUUACAUGCUUGUAGGUUAUGAAGUCAAUACAUAGAAUAUUACGUUUUUGUUUUACAACUCUAUUGGUUUUGGUUAUGUUUUGAUGAAAUGAAAUAAAAUGUGAUGAAAAUCAA